Molecule: messenger RNA, 445 nt
Organism: Rhinichthys klamathensis goyatoka
Lineage: Eukaryota; Metazoa; Chordata; Actinopteri; Cypriniformes; Leuciscidae
Product: UPF0434 protein Mmar10_2939-like
Exons: 2
Coding region: 104-445 (113 amino acids)
Source: RefSeq, a predicted model, not a curated record
ACACGUUUACAGACGCGCCAAGUUUAGCGCUUCCGGUUCACUGUUGGCAUCUGUCAAACGGGGAAAACAAGUUUAAUUUUCCAGCAUUCAUCUCUCUUAGGAUAUGUCUCAUGUAUUAAGGACACUUGCCACUGGAGUUUUUAGCGUGCAGAGACCUGUGAGCGCCCAGACACUCUUGCGUCUUGUGAAGAUUCGAGGACAACAGAGGAGUCGGAGUGAUGGAGUGAAGGGCAGUGAGAGUCAGGCGUUUGAUGUGUCCCUCCUCGAGUUUCUUGUGUGUCCACUGUCCAAAAAACCCUUGAGGUAUGACGAAAGGAGCAAUGAAUUAAUAAACGAAGAGCUUGGCAUCGCAUAUCCUAUCAUUGAUGGUAUUCCUAACAUGAUCCCACAAGAUGCACGAAUGAUCCAUGCCACCGAAACAACUGAAAACUCCACUGAAUCUUGA